This is a messenger RNA of Homalodisca vitripennis (glassy-winged sharpshooter), 916 nucleotides long. Its product is annotated as troponin C, isoallergen Bla g 6.0201-like. NCBI's taxonomy places the organism in Eukaryota, Metazoa, Arthropoda, Insecta, Hemiptera, Cicadellidae. The transcript has 7 exons. Gene Ontology annotation, molecular function: calcium ion binding; enzyme regulator activity. Bases 68 to 643 code for a protein of 191 amino acids. The record is from RefSeq and is a predicted model, not a curated record.
ACCUGACCUUUCGUCGACCAGUGAGUGGCGUGCCGCGAUACUCUGAGCACACGGACAGUACAUCACGAUGCCAGCUCCUGCUGCUGCUAAGGCUCCUGCUGCUGCUAAGAAGCCCGCUAGCGGCUCCAGCAGCGGCUCCUCCACCCCCGACAGCUCCGGAGCUGAGGAGAACGCAGUUGACGACCUGAGUCUUACAAAGGACCAGAUAAUAUUAUUGAAGAAUGCUUUCACUGCCUUCGAUCACGAGAAGAAAGGCUGCAUCGGGAUUGACAUGAUUGGCACCAUCUUGGAACUUCUAGGACACGCGCAAACCCAGGCCCAGCUAGAGAACAUCAUUAAAGAAGUCGACGUCGAUGGAUCAGGAGAGUUGGAGUUCGAGGAGUUUUGUAUUCUGGCGUCUAAGUUCCUGACUGAGGAGGAGGAGGACACGAACGCAGAACUCCUCAACUCCGAGCUCAAGGAGGCCUUCAGAUUCUACGACAGAGAAGGAAACGGAUACAUCACGACGGAGGAUUUCAAAGAGAUCCUGAGGGAAUUGGAUCCUGAUAUCCCGGAGGCUGAGCUUGUCGGGAUGGUCAAUGAAAUUGAUGUGGAUGACUCGGGUACUGUGGAUUUUGAAGAGUUUCAGCGAGCACUUCGUUAGCAGAAGAUUUGGUGGGAAGGAGAAGAACACAAGAUGUAUAUAAGAAAAUUAAUCCUUUCCGACUGGACACAAGUGUCGAAUCAUCUCCGUUGAAGAUAACAGAGUGUCUUUUAUUUUGUCAUGUUGACAUGUUAUAAUAUAAUGGUGCCUUUGUUUCCUCCUGGCAAUAUUGUCACUACCAUGUAACGAUGCCAGUGUUGCCAACCUGAAAUGACUUGUUUUAGAAGUGAAUCGUACCUACUGUAUUUGUUUGAAUUAAAUGUAUUAUAUUUU